Molecule: messenger RNA, 1241 nt
Organism: Humulus lupulus (European hop)
Lineage: Eukaryota; Viridiplantae; Streptophyta; Magnoliopsida; Rosales; Cannabaceae
Product: UPF0496 protein At1g20180-like
Exons: 2
Coding region: 1-1062 (353 amino acids)
Source: RefSeq, a predicted model, not a curated record
AUGUGGGCAAAGCUGAAGCCUUCAAAGAUCACUUUAGGAGUUGAGGAGGAGUUGAGACAAGUUGGCAAAAGCUUAAACGUAAAUGAGGAGUAUCUGAGUGCAUUAAGAACCAAAUCCUACGGUGAGUUCUUAAGCAAAGCUCAUCAAAUACUAGCAAACCACCACCAUUAUCAUCAUCACAAAUUCUCAGAAACUCUUCUAGAACCAGGUCAAGAAUCCAUACCUAAAAUUCUUGAAGAAUCAACUCUACUCCUCUCCAAAAUACCUGAACUAAAAACCCUUUUACUCAACUACUUUGACAUAACAGCUGAGGCUUCAAAAUUUUGUAGCCAUCUCCUCAAGGGUAUCAACCAAAUCAAGUCCACCUACCUUCUCAUAACACAAGUGUUCGAUGAAAUAGAUUAUGAUGAAGAGUAUUACUUUUCUAUUCAUGAGAAUAACAAUGUCAAGCUGAUCGUUUCAGAGCUAAACUACGCAUUAUUCUUAACUCCAAACAAGCUCGAUUUCAAGCUGAUUCAUGACAAGUACUCCUCGGUUUUGAAGAGCUUAAAAUCGAUGAGAAAGAAAGUAACAAAGAAGAUCAAAAUCAUCAAGUGUUUUCAAAAGGCUUCUGGGAUUUGCAUAGCUGCAACUUGUGGUGUCAUAGCCUUAGCAGCUCAUACUGCCACCGCUGUUUUCGUAGGACCAGUCAUUUUCAGCUUCCCUAUUAAGCGCAUGGCCAGAAAAAUCUCUGAUUUGCCAUUUUUGAGAAGUGGGGUUCUUAGAAAAGUUGGAGAUCGGCUUGAUUUAGCAGCUAAAGGAACCUAUAUCUUGAGUAGGGAAUACAACACGAUGAACCGGCUCGUGGUGCGGGUUCAAGAUGGGCUUGAGCACAACAAGGAAUUGUUGGAGUCCUGCUUAGAGAGGAGAGAGCAUAGAUUUUGUUUGCAGGUGGUUAAAGAACUUAUUAAGAAGGGUGAUUUAGGGUUUAGAAGACAUGUUGAGGAGUUGGAGGAGCAUGUUUAUUUGUGUCUUGUAAAUAUCAAUAGGGCUAGAAAUUCAGUGAUCAAGGAAAUGAAUUAGCAACUUAAUUAGAUUCAUAUUUCUAUGGAGGUUAUUAUGAAGAUCUAUAGGAUUAUAUGAUUAGAAGUUGUUUGGAUAUCAAUAAUAUCCAUUCCAUAUAUGAUACUUGUAUAUAGUUAGUCAUGAUUUGUAUGUAUAGAAUAUACAUAUUCCAUUGUAUAUAUUGCAAUAUUUGAAGU